AUACCUAUCUUCUUACUCCUACAUUUCCACAGCUUAAAAUAGUUGAAAACUAUGGGCUUUGCAAAUUCUCUCUGUUCUUUCUUUCUUCUUCUUCUAGCUCUAGUACUCUAUGAGGUCAAUGCACAGCCUCUGGUCCCUGCAAUGUUCAUAUUUGGGGAUUCAGUUGUUGAUGCAGGCAACAACAAUCACCUCUACACCAUUAUAAAAGCAAAUUUCCCUCCUUAUGGUAGAGACUUUGUCAAUCAUAAACCAACCGGCAGGUUCUGCAAUGGAAAACUUGCUUCAGACUUAACUGCUGAGAACCUAGGCUUCACUUCUUACCCACCAGCCUAUCUUAGCAAAAAAGCCAGAGGCAAGAACCUCCUGAUCGGUGCCAACUUUGCCUCUGCUGCUUCUGGUUACUAUGAAACUACUGCAAAGCUUUAUCAUGCAAUCCCAUUGAGCCAGCAAUUGGGGAACUACAAGGAAUACCAGAAUAAGAUAGUAGGAAUUGCAGGGAAAUCCAAUGCUUCAUCAAUCAUAUCCGGUGCACUCUAUCUUAUUAGUGCUGGUAGCAGUGAUUUUGUUCAAAACUAUUACAUUAACCCUCUUCUCUACAAGGUCUACACUCCUGAUCAGUUCUCAGAUCUUCUCAUACAAUCCUAUACAAGUUUCAUCGAGGAUUUAUACAAGCUGGGAGCGAGAAAAAUUGGAGUGACAUCACUGCCACCACUUGGAUGCUUGCCAGCAACUGUCACAAUAUUUGGGUUUGAUAGCAAUGAAUGUGUGGCCAAGUUAAACAAAGUUGCAGUUUCCUUCAACAACAAGCUCAAUUCCACAUCUCAAAGCCUGGUAAACAAGCUUUCAGGCCUCAAUUUGCUUGUUUUCGACAUCUAUCAACCUCUUUACGACCUUGUCACAAAGCCUGCUGACUUUGGAUUUGUAGAGGCAAGAAAGGCUUGCUGUGGAACAGGAUUGGUAGAAACAUCAAUAUUGUGCAAUGGAAAGUCUCCAGGAACAUGUGCAAAUGCGUCUGAGUAUGUAUUUUGGGACGGUUUUCAUCCAUCGGAGGCCGCAAACAAGAUCUUAGCGGACGAUUUGCUUACCAGUGGCAUUUCUCUCAUAUUUUAAUAAAAUGCUUAAAAUUGACUACUUUCAUAAUUGAAUUUGUCUAAAUGGCAUUGCUUAAUUAAUCUUUGUUUGAGAGUAUGGCUGUGUGUAUUUGGUGUUGGAAUGUGUUCGGUAGACAUCAUGGUUUGAAUUUAGCAUGUCGAAGGUUUUCAAUUUUUACAUUAAAUUGCUCGAUGUAGCUUAAGUUGAUGCACUGUUGUUUACAUGUAAUCCUUUGUGUAUGAAUAAAACAUAAUACUACGUCCAUUUAUUUUGUCUUCAA
This is a messenger RNA of Populus nigra (black poplar), 1372 nucleotides long. RefSeq names its product GDSL esterase/lipase At5g22810. The record is from RefSeq and is a predicted model, not a curated record. Gene Ontology annotation, biological process: lipid metabolic process. The coding region runs from base 52 to 1110 and encodes 352 amino acids. Lineage: Eukaryota; Viridiplantae; Streptophyta; Magnoliopsida; Malpighiales; Salicaceae. Gene Ontology annotation, molecular function: lipase activity. The transcript is spliced from 5 exons.